GGGGUGGGGAACAGAGAGGCAGUCUCCCUGGGGGUUCCCACAGGGCUGCGGUGUCACUGAGGGAAAUGUGGCUUUUCCUGAACCGCAGAUGUCUGCUAUGAGGAGAGGGGGGAGGACCUCAAAACUGGGGCAAAUGUAUUUAAAAAGGAGAUCCAUCGCUGUAGAGCACAAAGUAGGGCCCACAGCACACACUGCCCCAUAGAUUUGGUGACCCACACUCAACUAUGGACCCCCCCCAAAACCAUGUCCCAUUGCUCACCUCACAAAGUUGGAGUCCCUUCAACCAACCACGACCCAUAGAUUUGGAGAUGCCACAAUCACCUGUGGAACUCCAAACGCUGCCCCACAGACCACCCCAUGGAUUUGGAGACAACGUGUGACACAUGAGGGGUGACAGCCUGUGUGGGGCACCCCAGUAAGGGCAGCGUGUGCCACUCCACAAAUUCCAUCCCAUUGUAGUCCACAUGGUGCAAAAACUAGGGGAACACAAUUUUCACAUAGGGAGGUGACAUAAUGGAAUCAUGUCCCAAGGGGAGCAGACAGCGGUUCUCCAGCCACUCCCUGUCCCCACUGCAGUCUCACUGUCCCCAGGCUGCUCCUGCCUCAUGGCAACAAUGGUGGUGGCCCUCAUCCUCGGUGAGUGACAAUGGGGACGUGGUGCCACAGGGGUUGUUGGCCCAGUGUGGGACCAGGACCGUGUCCCUUGCAGGUUGGUGGCUGGUGACAAUGCACAGGGCACAGCAACUGCCCCGACCCUCCCUGUCGCUGCACCCCAGCCAGGGGGUGUCCCUGGGGGACACUGUCACCCUGCGCUGCCACCUACCCAAGCCGGCUGCCUGGGUUGAGCUCUACCAGGAUGGACUUUUGAGAUCCUACAAGGACAUGGACAAGCAUCAGGUCAUGGCUGAGUUCUCCUUGGUUUGUGUAAAGCUGGAAGAUGCAAUGAAGUAUUGGUGCCAGUACCGGGUUUUGGAGCCACCGGGAGUAUCAGAGAAGAGUGUCCCCAUCGAUUUGGUGGUGACAGAUCAUCGAUAUUCCCCACCUAACAUUUCCAUCAGCCACGAAAAAACUGUGGAAGUGGGGACCAAUGUCACCAUCCAGUGCUGCAAUCAGGGCUAUGGGGGCACCAUCUUCUUGCACAAGGACGGGCACUCAGCCCCUCUCCAGCACCACGACCCCCAUGGCGGGGGCACAGCCACCUUCACCCUCUUUGGGGUGACUCCAGCUGACAGUGGCACCUACAGGUGCUCCUAUCACCCCAAGGCCUCCCUCUUUGUGUCCUCACCCCUUGGGGACAGCGUGACACUGGAGGUGACACCCACACUAGCACCCCCAGGUGCUGAGUUGGUGUCCCGUGGGAACCUGGUGGUGGCAGUGGUGAGGGGCUGCGCUGCUGCCCUCAUCUUUGCCCUCGGCGUCUUCUUUGUCAACGAUGCCUGCAGCCUCUGGAUACGGAGAGAUGAGAGUCUGGGGGGGGAAGGGAUUUAAUGGUUUGGAUCUCCUGUACAUCUCCUACACGUCUCCCCAGUUUUCCCCUUCCACUCCUUCCAUUCUUCUGUAGAAACCACCAGGUUUCUACCAUUGGAUCCACUGAAGGUUGCCUAUCGAUUCCCUCAGAUGUUCCCUGCCCCCAUCCCAUCUCCUAUAAAUCCAUCAUGUAUCCCCUGCCUCCCCUUCCAGACCCUAUAAAUUAUCUAGUCCCAGUCAUCUUGUGCAUCUGUGUCCAUCAUUUACAGAUCCACUAUAAAUCCACCCAAGCGUUACCUGCCUCCUCUUGCGUCCCCUUCCUAUUCUCACAAGUCCAACAAGUUUCAAACCCCCUUCAUCCCCCAUAACCCCACAAUGCUCCUGUUCUAUUUUGACUCCGGUGCCUACCCACAAAUUCCUGAGGCUGUGCACUUCCAGAUAGGUCUUUGGGUCAGGGACCCCUGAUCCCAGCCUGUUCCUGGGCACCUCAUACUCCACCUGGAACCCAAAUCCCUGCCCAUGUGGACCCCGGGAUCCCCCAAAUCAGAUGGCUUACUCUAACCUUGUGUGAUGCUCAAAAUCCUGACCAGGGGGAAGCACGAAUCUGCAUUGUGGAGAUCCCCCAGGGCCCAAAUCAAAGUCCUUGCACCAACUGGGGAAAACCCAGCCAUAAACAUCCCCCUGACAGUGUGGGCAAUCCAUACAAUGUAAUAGGACCCCCAAAAGGCACACAUAUUUACUUGCAAUAUCAGACCAGUGUUACCCCAAAUCAAAGUCCCCCCACAUCCCCAAACACACCAUCACUGACCACACCCACACACUUACAACGGAGAUGUCCCUCCUCACAGCCAUACUGAGGAACCCCACAGUGGUUCUCCACCGUCUCCAGUUGCAGGAGAAUGGCUCAAAGAGCAAGGACAUUGUGAGUACGAGUGCUACGUGCACUACCCAGGCUAUGAGACCUUGAAGCUGUCAAAGCAAAAAGAAAAGCUGAGGCUGCAGUUAAGAUAAGGGGGAAGCUAGCCUGGGGAGAGACUAAGGCAAUGGAAUGUGAGGAACAGUGUGAAAAGCCACGUGAUGAUUAAUGCUGGACCAAUAGCUUUGCGAGCAAGACGCGUGAUUUCUGUAUGCUAACCAAUCAUGAGCUGACUAUCUCCGUGUGCACCCUGUAUUUCUGUAUGAACUGAUUUGGGCAAUAAAUCGAAGCU
This is a messenger RNA of Gallus gallus (chicken), 2675 nucleotides long. It is a transcript of the gene CHIR1A2, whose product is annotated as T-cell-interacting, activating receptor on myeloid cells protein 1-like. NCBI's taxonomy places the organism in Eukaryota, Metazoa, Chordata, Aves, Galliformes, Phasianidae. The transcript has 4 exons. The coding region runs from base 514 to 1488 and encodes 324 amino acids. The record is from RefSeq and is a predicted model, not a curated record.